AUGGAUGAAUCAGCUUUGCUGGAUCUGUUGGAGUGUCCUGUUUGCUUAGAACGCCUUGAUGCUUCUGCAAAAGUCUUGCCUUGCCAGCACACAUUCUGUAAACGCUGUCUGCUGGGCAUUGUGAGCUCUCGAAAUGAGCUUCGAUGCCCAGAGUGCAGGACUUUAGUGGACUGCAGUGUUGACGAACUUCCCAGUAAUAUUUUGCUUGUUAGACUACUGGACGGCAUCAAACAGAGGCCUCGAAAACCCGGUGCUGGUGGUGGGACUGGUAGCACAAAUGCUUUAAGGGUCCCUAUCAAUACUGUAGCUAAUUGCGGAUCAAAGGACCUGCAGAGCUCUCAAGUUGGACAGCAGCAAAGGGUGCAAGCACGGAGCCCCCCAGUUAGGGGUGUACCUCAGUUACCAUGUGCCAAAGCAUUGUAUAACUACGAGGGAAAAGAACCUGGAGAUCUUAAAUUCAGUAAAGGAGACAUCAUCAUUUUGCGUCGACAGGUGGAUGAAAAUUGGUAUCAUGGAGAAGUCAAUGGCAUCCAUGGCUUUUUUCCGACCAAUUUUGUUCAGAUUAUUAAACCUUUACCUCAACCUCCGCCUCAGUGCAAAGCACUUUAUGACUUUGAAGUAAAAGACAAGGAAGCAGAUAAAGACUGUUUACCAUUUGCGAAGGAUGAUGUUCUGACUGUAAUUCGCCGCGUGGAUGAAAACUGGGCAGAAGGAAUGCUGGCUGACAAAAUAGGAAUAUUUCCAAUUUCAUAUGUUGAGUUUAACACAGCAGCCAAACAGCUGAUAGAAUUGGAUAAGCCCUCAGGUUCUGCUCUUGACUCUGGAGAGGGUACCUCUGGGGCAGCCCACAACAAUUCAACCCAAAAGCACACCGAUGCUAAGAAAAACACCAAAAAACGGCACUCUUUUACCUCCCUCACUAUGUCCAACAAGUCUUCACAGUCUUCUCAGAAUCGCCACUCAAUGGAAAUUAGUCCUCCUGUCCUCAUCAGCUCCAGCAACCCAACCGCAGCAGCCCGCAUAAGUGAGCUGACGGGACUUUCCUGUAGUGCCCCUUCUCAGGUUCAUAUCGGUACUACAGGGCUAAUUGUGACUCCACCCCCUAGCAGCCCAGUCACAACAGGGCCUUCAUUUACCUUCCCAUCAGAAGUUACCUACCAAGCUGCUCUCGGUAAUAUGAAUCCCCCACUUCCGCCACCACCUCUCUUGUCUGCUGCAAUCGUUGCAUCGGCCUCUUCUGGACCUCAGUCUGCAGGUGUAAUACAAAGGCCUACAUCAGGAUCAACUGACCAAAUGGCACAUUUACGACCACAAACUCGUCCAAGUGUGUAUAUUGCUAUAUACCCUUACACUCCUCGAAAAGAAGAUGAACUGGAACUGCGGAAGGGAGAAAUGUUCUUAGUGUUUGAACGUUGUCAAGAUGGCUGGUUCAAGGGAACUUCCAUGCAUACAAGCAAGAUUGGUGUUUUUCCUGGAAAUUAUGUGGCUCCGGUUACCAGGACAGUGACAAGUGCAUCACAAACAAAAGUUCCUGUGUCUACUGCUGGCCAAACGGGACGAGUGGUAACUAUGGUCAGCCCUUCCACUGCUAGUGGAACAUCUCAGAAGCUCCAGGGGAAUGGUGUGGCAGUGAGCUCCAGCACAGUACCCACAGCUGUGGUUUCUGCAGCGCAUAUCCAAACUAGUCCACAAACCAAGGUCCUUAUGCAUGUGACAGGACAAAUGACAGUCAACCAGGCUCGCAAUGCAGUUAGAACAGUUGCUGCACACAGUCAAGAAAGACCUACGGCAGCAGUCACACCCAUACAAGCACAGAGUCCAACAUGCCUUGUUCCUGCAGCUGUGAUCAUUCCCCACCACUCUGUUGCCUCCCAGCAGCUCCAGCCCCAGCUUCCAAAUACUGCUGCUUACGUCACGGCUGUGAAUGUGAACCGCUCAACCAUCCCACUGGCAUGUGCAGCAGCUUCUUUGAAUUCUCCCAACAUUGCUGCUUCAUCUUUGGAGGGAGAUAUUAAUGGGAGAACUGUAAACACUCACCCUGGAGCUCCUGCAUCUCCAGAGAGUGCUUUAGCAGCUGGUGGAAAUACUGCUGUCAAUAAAGCAGACAAGGAUGGCAAGAAAGAAAAAAAAGGUUUGCUGAAACUGCUUUCUGGAGCAUCCACGAAACGCAAGCCCCGAUUGUCGCCUCCAGCAUCACCAACACUGGAGGCUGAGCAAGCAGCCGCAGAGUUAGCCCUGCAAGGUGCAGUUGGGCCAGAGCUUCCGUCAGCAGGCAGUCACAGCAAAGCUGGAUCCUGUCCCACUGACAGCGAGGUCUCUGGGCUGGCACAGGAGACACUGCAUCGGAAAACAAGUUCCCUGGAUUCCUCUAUUCCAGUAGCACCACCACCUCGGCAGCCUUGCUCAUCCCUGGGUCCGGUCCUGAAUGAAUCCAGGCCUCUUGUCUGUGAAAGGUACAGGGUUGUGGUGUCCUAUCCUCCUCAGAGUGAAGCAGAACUUGAACUUAAGGAAGGUGACAUUGUUUUUGUACACAAAAAACGUGAGGAUGGCUGGUUCAAAGGCACUCUGCAACGAAAUGGAAAAACUGGCCUGUUCCCCGGCAGCUUUGUAGAGAACAUUUGAGAAGAUUCAUUCCAAGAGCUUCAAAUCAUACUGUACUGUAAAAUAGCACAAAUAUUUUACCAGAAAAAGCACAGUCAUGAAAUAUUUUCAAAUGACUGCAAUGGAAACAAAAGUCUACAUAUUUUUACAGUGUCUAUAGCACAAUUACACCAGCGAACAAAGAAGAUGAAGGCAUCUGCUGGUUUUAUCACUUUGGAUUCUUAAGUGUGAUGUGUGCCUUGUACUGUCUGAUUUAUUAUAUAGAGGAACUUUUUUUCCCCAAGUAUGUUACAUAAAUGAACAAUUGUUUACAAGGCUGUAACUAAUUUAUUCUUGUUUUUUUAAACUUGAAUUUUGUGUAAUAGCUAAAAUUCUUGUGACUAUGAUUUUAACAAAUUAUUAAUUUAUGAAAGAAUAACUAAGGGGAAGCUGGAUUCUCUCCUUAUGAGCAAGCAAUUAUAUCUGAUAUAGAGCCUCCCAUUUAUCCUCUGGACAUUUUUCCCCUGCUGUGUCUGACAGUGGAGUAAGUCUCUGUUUUAUGAGUUAAUGUUGAGUGGUGGUGAUGUGGCGUCAAAUAGAAUUUGCCAAGUGGGGAAAAAAUGUAUAUUUUGUUCUUUGGACAGAGAAAAAAAAAAAGUCAGUGGUGUUCUUGAGUCUAGUUCUACUUCUUCAUAAAUCACCCAAGUAGAGUAAUGUUUCCAGGAGGCAAAGAUGUAUGUGAACAACUGAAUAAAAUUCAACCAUCUCAAGGUUAGGAUCAUCUCAAGGUUAGGAAGAAAUUUAGGAGUGCCAAGAAGAAAUUCCCUAUACCUUCUGUUUAUGUAAUAACUUGGCUAUUUGAACAAAGCUUAGCUUUGUAUAUUUGGCCAGCUCUUUGGGCAUUUAGCGCUCAGGAUCCAACAAAAUUGGAAGGAAUGUUAAAGCCCAACACUUAGAAUGAUUAUAUCUUGAAAACAUCUGUUUGAUAAGACUGAAUCUAAAAAUAAAAUUAUAAGUUGUACUUAAUGUCUAAAAAUGCCUAAGAAGUGUAAUUUGCUAUGUUUUCUUCUCAAACUGAUCUGCAUGGCCAAAAGAUGUUUUAA
This is a messenger RNA of Aptenodytes forsteri (emperor penguin), 3683 nucleotides long. RefSeq names its product SH3 domain containing ring finger 1 (gene SH3RF1). The coding region runs from base 1 to 2622 and encodes 873 amino acids. The transcript has 11 exons. Gene Ontology annotation, molecular function: protein binding; metal ion binding. Lineage: Eukaryota; Metazoa; Chordata; Aves; Sphenisciformes; Spheniscidae. The record is from RefSeq and is a predicted model, not a curated record.